Molecule: messenger RNA, 231 nt
Organism: Sordaria macrospora k-hell
Lineage: Eukaryota; Fungi; Ascomycota; Sordariomycetes; Sordariales; Sordariaceae
Source: RefSeq, a predicted model, not a curated record
AUGGCGGGCGAUCUCGAGCAUUACAAGCUGGCCCAGGACCCGGCGUUCGUUCGCCUGUCCAACAUGACCAGCAACCGCUACAAGUACUUCCGUUGGACUCCCCGCACCGCCAGGAUCACUUUGACCUACAUGGUUGUCGUUCCCGCUAUUGUUGGAUACGUUGCGUACAAGUCUGAUGGCAAGUACAACUUCCGGGCUAAGCGGAAAGGUGAUGACAUGCGGGAGUUUUAA